Molecule: messenger RNA, 1122 nt
Organism: Polyodon spathula (Mississippi paddlefish)
Lineage: Eukaryota; Metazoa; Chordata; Actinopteri; Acipenseriformes; Polyodontidae
Gene: sh3bgrl2
Product: SH3 domain binding glutamate-rich protein like 2
Exons: 4
Coding region: 211-537 (108 amino acids)
Cellular component (GO): cytoplasm
Source: RefSeq, a predicted model, not a curated record
CAAGAGUGACUCAGUUCAUGUCAGAGAGGAGCUUUAUCGCUGUAGUGUAAAACCGUUUGAUGUCUGUUGGGGGAGUGGGCGAGAGCAAAGAUUCUCUCAUUAUUAUAAUACCAUUUGAACACUUGCCUGGUGCGUUCACUUUAUUAUAAGGACUUGCAGGGAGGAAAACACAUAUACAGCUUUUUAAAACGUUGCUGUAGGAAUAUUAAGAUGGUAAUUCGAGUUUUUAUCGCUUCUUCAUCUGGCUCUGUUUUGAUCAAGAAAACACAACAGGAUGUGGUGGGGUUCCUGGAGGCCAACGGGAUUGAGUUUGAAGAGGUUGAUAUAACCAUGGUGGAGGAGCAGAGAAUGUGGAUGUAUAAACACAUACCCAAAGAGAAGCUUCCAGCUAAGGGGAACCCGCUCCCACCACAGAUAUUUAAUGAUGAACACUACUGUGGGGAUUAUGAAGCUUUCUUUGACUCUAAGGAGAACAAUACAGUCUCUUCAUUUCUAGGACUGAAUCCCAGAGCUUCGGUAAAGGAUUCAGAAUCUUAGGUUUUCCACGCCUGGGAUUCAAGCCACCACACAAGAAGUUAUUGACAUUCCUGCAUUACAUCACAUCCCAAUCCUGAUCUUUCACAGAGCUAUCGCUGCUGCUUUGCCAAAUGUCGCUGCAUUAUUUUUGCUUAUCAGCUUACUUUUUGAUUGAAUUGUGUAACCUGAAGUGAUGUAAUACUUGCUACCAACCUUCAACUGAACAUGACUGAGUUCACUUCUCUUCCAUGGACCAAGCAAAUUAAACCGCAUAUUCACAUUUUUGUUUAAAUUAUUAAUGGAAACCAAAUGGGUAUGGAAAGCACAAAUUGCUAAAUGAGAUUAUCAACUGCAUUAACACAUCAGAAGGGGAAGGGUUGAAGCAUUAUAUACACUCGCAUAGGGGGGCUCCCGAGUUUCGCAUCCAGUAAAAGCGCUCCACGUGGAGUGCAGGAUGUGCCCGAUAGCCUGGAGAUCGCUGGUUCGAGUCCAGGCUGUGUCACAGCUGACCAUCACCGGGAUUUCCUAGGGGGUAGCUCACAAUUGGCCGAGCGCUGCCUGGGUAGGGAGGGCUUAGGUCAGCAGGGGAAUCCAUGGCUCGCUGCG